GUUCCCGUGAUCCCAUUGACGGUCGACAAGAUUUUAAAACACAAUUUAUAUAAAACUAAAGUCGUUUCGUUGCCCAAAAACCACUCGUGAAAACAAAUUAACUACGCUAAUUAUCUAUUUUGUCAAAAUUAAUACCAUCUAACUAGAAAACCGAGUACUGAGGUCACCAACUCACCACUCUUGUUGUUUUUCUCUUUGUUUUUCUCCCUGUUGGCUUUCUUCCUCUAUCUCUUUACACCAGACACGCUCUUCGAAAUAACCCAUGGAUGCUUGAUUUGUUCCUUCCUCCUACUUUUCAUUCUCCUAUAAAACUCUGUCUCGGGCUCGCUCACCCAUUAAUUUUCUCUCUUUAUAUAUAACAGUAAUCAUCAUCGUCGUCAUCUCUCUCUCUCUCUGGUUUACUUCGAGUUUGACUCACAGUUCCCUUCUUCUUCAUACUCUUUCCACUCCCACUGAUGAGCAGUAUUCUUUAGUCCCACAGACCCUUUUCCGUUCACUAUAUGUAUUGUUUCCGUAUUUUAUAAGUUCUGCCCGUUAUCUUCAUCAACCGGAGGAAAAUGGAGAUGGACCCUUUUAGGUCGUCGUGCUACUGUGAAUAUGGCCGAAAUGACGACGUUUCUGUCGCGAGUUCGGAGAAGAAGUCAACGACGGAAGCAUGCAAGAGUCACAAGGAAGCAGAGAGGAGACGCAGGCAGAGAAUCAACGCUCAUCUCUCCACUCUUCGUUCUCUUCUUCCUGACACCACUAAGACGGACAAAGCGACGUUGCUGGCGGAGGUGGUGCAUCACGUGCGCGAGCUGAAACGUAAGGCCGCUGACGUGGCACGGCGGAAUUUAGAUGGAAACGGAUUGGAGCCUGACCCGUCGACGUGGCCGUUUCCCGGGGAAUUGGACGAAGCGACGCUGAGUAACUGCGACGGUGGGGCAACGGGACUCGUCAAGGCAACUCUUUGUUGCGAGGACCGGCCCGGUCUGAACAGGGAUUUGGGUCGAGCUUUCCGGUCUUGUCGAGCUAAACCGGUUCGAGCCGAUAUGAUGACGGUUGGUGGGCGGAUCAAGAGCGUGGUGGUGACGCAAUGGGCCGGUAAUGGGGAGAAGGAGAUUGAGGCCUUGAAACGGGCUUUGAGAGAAGUCGUUGAGAAUCGGGUGCCGGGUUCGGGUAUGCCCCGAUAUGAUAAACGGGCUCGGAUUUGUGGGUCCUUUGGUAAUCGUGGAUGAACAACGGUGAGAAUUUGAUUGUUUGAAAUUUCUGAACAGCGCAAAUUUUACACGAGAAGAAAUGGAAACUGAAGAGGGGAGGAGGGAAUAUGGGGUUGUAUCUAGGAUUGAAACGCUGCGUUUUAAGGUCAUGAGAUCAAACCGACAGAUCAGUUUGGAUGUAGAUAAGAAUUGCUGACAUAAGCAGGGUUUUUUCUUUUUUUUUUUUUUUUGGGUUAGAAUAAUUAAAUAAUAAAAGUUGAAAUUGUGUGAAAAUGUUCAGGAAGCCAACUAAGAAUUUUGUGGUCUAACUACGUUGCGUGAGGAGUCGGUUCGCAUACAACUAAGCACUAAAAAAUGUAAUAUAACACCAUAUCCUCUUACACGUGGACCAAUAAUGUCAAUCACCUUAUUUUUUU
Messenger RNA from Carica papaya (papaya), 1615 nucleotides. Its product is annotated as transcription factor bHLH30-like. Gene Ontology annotation, molecular function: DNA-binding transcription factor activity; protein dimerization activity. NCBI's taxonomy places the organism in Eukaryota, Viridiplantae, Streptophyta, Magnoliopsida, Brassicales, Caricaceae. The record is from RefSeq and is a predicted model, not a curated record. Gene Ontology annotation, biological process: regulation of DNA-templated transcription.